Molecule: messenger RNA, 3741 nt
Organism: Asparagus officinalis (garden asparagus)
Lineage: Eukaryota; Viridiplantae; Streptophyta; Magnoliopsida; Asparagales; Asparagaceae
Product: AP-2 complex subunit alpha-2-like
Exons: 27
Coding region: 223-3267 (1014 amino acids)
Biological process (GO): clathrin-dependent endocytosis; intracellular protein transport
Cellular component (GO): membrane coat; AP-2 adaptor complex
Molecular function (GO): clathrin-cargo adaptor activity
Source: RefSeq, a predicted model, not a curated record
AAAGAGUGCUAUUACACCAAAGAGUCGGAGACUAAAGGAGGAAAUUCAAAAGUCCUAAAAUUUUCCCCAAAUUCCACCGAUCUCUUCCUCUCAUCUCAUUCUAGGGUUUUUCAAAUCUCCAGCUCCUCUGGAUCUUCGCUCCCCGUCGCCAGAUCUCCGUUUGAAUUCGUCGGAUCUGAGGUUUUUUGGGUCGGGUCGAGCCCUCUGCUGAUCCGAUCCGCCAUGGCCCUUUCUGGGAUGAGAGGCCUCUCCGUCUUCAUUAGCGACAUCAGGAAUUGUCAGAAUAAGGAGCAGGAGCGGCUUCGGGUCGAUAAAGAGCUUGGUAACAUCCGUACCCGAUUCAAGAACGAGAAGGGUUUGUCACCUUAUGAGAAAAAGAAAUAUGUGUGGAAGAUGCUUUACAUUUACAUGCUAGGUUAUGACGUUGAUUUUGGUCAUACGGAGGCUGUUUCUCUAAUAUCUGCACCAAAGUACCCAGAGAAGCAGGUUGGAUACAUUGUGACAUCUUGCUUGCUCAAUGAAAACCAUGACUUUCUAAGGAUGGUUAUAAAUACUGUACGCAAUGAUAUUAUAGGGAGGAAUGAAACCUUCCAAUGCUUGGCACUGACAAUGGUGGGAAAUAUUGGUGGCAGAGAUUUUUCUGAAUCACUAGCUCCUGAUGUUCAAAGACUACUUAUUUCAAGUAGCUGCAGGCCUCUUGUAAGAAAAAAAGCUGCUUUAUGUCUUCUGCGCUUGUAUAGAAAAAAUCCUGAUGUUGUUAAUGUAGAUGGAUGGUCCGAUCGCAUGGCGCAACUCCUGGAUGAGCGUGACUUGGGAGUACUGACAUCUGUCAUGAGCCUUCUUGUUGCCCUAGUCUCAAAUAAUGUUGAUGCUUACUGGAAUUGUCUUCCUAAAUGUGUGAAAAUUCUAGAGAGGCUGGCCAGAAACCAAGAUAUACCGCAAGAGUAUACCUACUAUGGAAUCCCUUCUCCUUGGCUUCAGGUUAAGACAAUGAGGGUUCUCCAGUACUUUCCGACUGUUGAAGAUCCAAACACCAGAAGAGCUCUGUUUGAGGUCCUUCAACGUAUUUUAAUGGGGACUGACGUGGUAAAAAAUGUAAACAAAAACAAUGCAUCACAUGCUGUUCUUUUUGAAGCCCUUGCUCUGGUUAUGCAUCUUGAUGCUGAAAAGGAGAUGAUGUCCCAAUGUGUGGCUUUACUUGGCAAAUUUAUUGCCGUCCGAGAACCUAAUAUUCGUUAUCUAGGCCUAGAAAAUAUGACCAGGAUGUUGUUGGUCACAGACGUGCAGGAUAUUAUUAAGAGACAUCAAGCCCAAAUUAUUACUUCCCUGAAAGAUCCUGAUAUCAGUAUCAGAAGGCGUGCUCUUGAUUUACUUUAUGGGAUGUGUGACAUCACAAAUGCGAAGGAGAUAGUUGAAGAGUUAUUGCAGUAUCUUAGCACGGCAGACUUCGCCAUGCGUGAAGAAUUGGCACUUAAGGCUGCCAUAUUGGCAGAGAAAUUUGCUCCAGACCUAUCAUGGUAUGUUGAUGUUAUUCUUCAAUUAAUUGAUAAAGCAGGAGACUUUGUUAGUGAUGACAUAUGGUAUCGUGUUGUCCAGUUUGUUACCAACAAUGAAGAUUUACAGCCAUAUGCUGCAGUGAAGGCGAGAGAGUAUCUUGAUAAACCAGCUUUACAUGAGACAAUGGUGAAGGUAAGCGCAUAUAUACUCGGGGAAUACAGCCACCUUUUAUCGAGAAGACCUGGUUGUAGCCCUAAGGAAAUUUUUGCAAUAAUAAAUGAGAAGCUGCCUACAGUAUCUACAAACACUGUUGCCAUUCUUCUCUCAACAUUUGCCAAGAUUUUGAUGCAUACCCAACCUCCAGACCCGGAGCUGCGGGAACAAAUUUGGUCGAUAUUUAGAAAGUAUGAAAGUUACAUUGACGUUGAGAUACAACAAAGGGCAGUUGAAUAUUUUGCACUAAGCAGGAAAGGUGAAGCUUUGGUUGACAUAUUGGCUGAGAUGCCCAAGUUUCCAGAACGUCAGUCUGCUUUGCUUAAGAAGGCUGAAGAUAUUGAAGUUGACACCGCAGAACAAAGUGCCAUUAAGUUACGAACGCAACAGCAGACAUCAAAUGCCCUGGUUGUAACUGACCAACGGCCUACUAAUGGAUCUCUACCUGUUAAUCAACUGAAUCUUGUGCGGAUACCAAGUCAAAAUAUGGAAGCUACUUCCCAUCAAGAGAUGUCAAGAGAAAAUGGAGCUGUAAACAAAGUAGACCGUGAACCUGUCCCAUCACCUGAUCUCAUAGGUGACCUUUUGGCUAUUGAGGGUCCACCCUCUGCUGCUGUUCCAGCAGAGCAAAAUAUGGUGCCCAGUGUAGAUGCUACUGCUGAUGCAAUAGGUGCUCUAGCGCUAGCAACUGUCAAUGAAGAAUCAAAUACAGUUCAGCCAAUCGGUAACAUUGCUGAUAGGUAUAAUGCCUUGUGUCUGAAGGAUAGUGGGGUGCUAUAUGAGGACCCUCACAUCCAGAUUGGAGUUAAGGCCGAGUGGAGAGCACACCAUGGGCGUGUUGUUCUAUUCUUGGGAAACAAGAAUACUUCUCCUCUUACUUCAGUGCGAGCUGUUAUCUUACCUCCAACUCAUUUAAAAAUGGAACUCUCCCUGGUGCCUGAGACCAUUCCUCCUAGAGCACAGGUGCAAUGCCCUCUUGAAGUUGUAAAUUUGCGAGCAAGCCGAGAUGUUGCCAUUCUUGAUUUUUCAUAUAAUUUUGGAACUGCAGCAGUCAAUGUCAAGCUACGCCUUCCAGCUGUCUUGAGCAAGUUUCUGCAACCUGUAGCAGUCUCUGCUGAAGAGUUUUUCCCUCAGUGGAAAUCUUUGGCUGGACCACCAUCGAAGCUGCAAGAAGUGGUUAGAGGUGUCAAACCAUUAUCGCUUCCUGAGAUGGCUAACUUGUUUGCCAGUCUUCACCUGGGAAUUACUCCAGGACUUGAUACAAAUCCAAAUAAUCUGGUUGCAAGCGCAACAUUCUACUCAGAGACCACUCGUGCUAUUCUUUGCUUGAUUAGAGUUGAAACCGAUCCAGCAGAUAGAACCCAGCUGAGAUUAACAAUUGCUUCAGUGGACCCAACAUUGACAUUUGAGUUGAAAGAGUUGAUCAAGGAAAAUUUGGUUGAUAUCCCCAAAACCACCACCCCGGCUCCUUCCCAAGCUCCUCCUUUACAACCACAGUCUCCAGUUGUUGGUUCAGGUUAUAAUGAUCCUGGCGCUUUGCUUGCUGGACUACUUUAAGAUCCAUCUGAGAUUCUGUUUGGUUUAUUCUUCGAUAGUCUAAAGAUAUAUCUCAAUUUAUCGCCUCAUAGCCUCAACAAGAGUCUCUUGAUUGUACUAAAGAAACGUGCAGAGAGGGCUGGCGGUGAAAAAUCAAGCUCUGGUGUGAUACGGAAAAGCGUUGGAUUUUAAAUUCUUUGGGGCCAUUGUUUCUACCCCCUUUGCCAGGUUUCAAUAUGUAAAUUUCCUAUUUAUUUUUUUUCUUUUUCUGUAUUUUUUUUACUUUGGUUUUGUUGGUUCUGUAGUGUGAGUUUGGAGAAUGUAUUGGUAAAGAUUGUAGGAAAGAAACUUAGAAGUUGUAGGUUGCAGCAAAUCCCGUAUUUAUAUGUACUUGAUCACAUUCGAGGAAAUCUUUUUGGCUUUGGUUUUGUCAUGGAACUUUAGACCUACUGUUUUUUAUACAAGAGAUUGGUAACCUUUGUGGUGUUUAUUCAA